AAUUCGUGCAAUUUGACGCCAUUUUGUAAGUCUCCGAAUCAGUCUUAUAUUUGAAAGUGAAACUGGUUGCGUUUGAGAAUGAACUGGACAAUAUGGCAGAGACAGAAACAAUGAAACCACAUGACGAUUCCACUAAAGAGGAGGGGGAGUUAUCAGACGACGAUGAUAUCGUGGAACCGACCAAAAGCUUAUCGAGUGUUGACCACAGAAACCGGGGGGCUGGCGAUAGAAACCCAGAGGGAAAGUGUAAUAAUACGAACUUUAACACGAGAGAGUCUAACAACAUUGGGAGGUUUCCCCCUAAUUCGUACGGAGCCAAGAUAUACCGACCAGUACACAAUACCAACUGGAAGGGAAAAGGAAUGCAUGUGGAUUCCACUGCAGGAGGAGGUCGUGGCGGGCCUGUCCAGGUUUUUGACUAUAGUCCUGGGAUUCCAUCUUUACUUAGCUUACCUCUCUAUGACAGAAUCCAACCCAGGGGUAAUCACGUCACCAGAUACCCACCGCCUCCUCCCCCAGGCCCUCCCCCAUUGACAGCUCGGAAGAUGCCUAUCUCCAUGUUGCGUGGGAGAGGAACAAGAGAUUGGCUCGAGUGCAACGACAAGUGGGUAGAACCAAGGCCUAGGGAUCACGACACACCAAUACCACAUGCAUCACCAGGAUUCUGGGACAAAAGAAAAUUAAAGACAACUCGUCAGAAUAUUAAGAAAAAUGAAGAAUCUAAAAAAGAUGAGUAUGAUGAUUUAUUAGAAAGUUAUAAAAAGGAGCAGAGGAAUAUUCGUGACCAAUUAGCAAAAUAUGAUAAACCACCAGUAAAAAAGUCUGAGUCACCAAAAGAAGACAAAAAGAUGCCUUCGACAACUACUGUUAAUGCUAAAGAGUUGGUUCCUACUGUAUUCGAGGAAGUUAAAACAGCGGGAGAUGUAAAGGAAAAAUCUAAUCAGACGGCUGUCAAUAACACUGCUGGACAGGUUCCUGAUAGAGAAAUAAAGGAUUUGGUGUCAAAUGGAAAGGCUGAGAUAAGUAAACCCUCGGCUACUUCUGAGGUCUUGGAUGUAGAGGAACCCAACAGUGACCAACCUGCAGCAGCUACAAGUCCACCUGAGAAAACAAGCCAAAAUGGCAAAAACGAGGAUGACUUGGAUGAUGACCUAGAUGAGCUAAUGCUGCGACGGAUGGCUUUAGAGUCCACGCUGAAAAAGGAAGCUAAUUUAGAAGAGAAAAAAACAGAGUCUAAAGCAAGCAAAUCACCAUCAUCAAAAUCUCCAACAAAAUCUUCACCAAGAAAAAGCAGACAUCGUUCUAAAACUAAUCUUACACGCAAGGGAGACAGUCGCAGUAUAAGUAAUGAUAAAAAAAAAGAUGAUUAUCGAAGCCGCCCUACCCCUAGUCCAAGGGCCAGACCUGUGUUUGGCAGAACUGGGUCUAGUCAUAGCCAGUCAAGGUCAAGGCCACACGAAUCUAGUAGUGACAGCCAUCGGAAACAGGAGCUUCAGCGAAGACGAAGAGAUGAAGAAAAGCGACGACAGCAGGAAGAAGAAAGACGAAAAAUUGAGCGCCAACGUGAAGAUCAGAGACGAGAAAUUCAGAAAAUAUUAACAUUAGAUGAUGUUGCAGAGAAAGUUUCCAGAUUUUUGACACUUCUUGCUGACAAAAGAUACCCAAACACAACGAAUAAACAACCACCUACUUCUGUCAAAAGCGCCAAGUCUCCUGUGGACAAGAUGAGCAAGCCCCGUCGACAACCUGCAGAGAAACCUGUCCUACAGGACAACUAUGAGGAGGUAGCGAUGGACAUUGACAGUGAUCCAGGGUCUCCAGCUAUUUCUACAGACCAUGUUACAGGAUAUGAAGACUACCAGCUGGUUCCAGAUACAGAUACGAUACACCAGUCAACAAACUACAUGACACAACCCAUGGACAUGCAAAGUAACCUGUUGCUAGACACAGAAAACAUCUGGGAUUUAGCGGUAGGCUAUCCUACGUUGAUGCCUUACCCCAACUCUGAUCCUGNCCCACUAGAACCCCCUCCUGAUAUGGCUCCUCCCCCUCCCCCAAAACACAUGCCAGAAGAUGAAGACGAGGAAGUCUUUGGAGAUGAAGCUGCCAUGUUGCGGGCUGAGCUGUUGAGGUCGAUGGCAGUCAAAAGGAAGGAACAAAAGGAGAGAGACAAAGUGAAAGAGGAGAUAAAAUCGGAGGAAGUAUCUCCUGUGUCCUCGCGUAGUAUAUCUCCUGCUCCUCUCCCCAAAUCAGCCUCUGUACACAACAUACAACUCAACAAAUUAAUAGUUAUGGCAAAAAGAAGAAAGAAACUUCCUGAAUUGGUAACGAUGGCUCAGGUUCCUAUACAAGCUCCUGUGGUCAUUAACUUAAAUGAGGAUUCCACUGAUGAGGAGGAGGACGUCCCCACCCCUGUUAGGGGGGUACAGGGCCUACUAGGGGGACUGGAUUCAUUCCUUAAUGAGGCUAGGAUGUCUGUAGAUAGUAAUCAGAACAAUGAGAGUGCUGCAAAACACGCUGAUACUGAAGAAAUGGAAAUCCGCAAAUAUGAAGAGGAGAUGAAUAAACAGAGGAUCAGCAUUCUACAGGAGCAGGCUAUUUUCAAGGGGUUGCUAAGUAAGGCUUCAAAGUACCACAAGAAUACCAAACUCGCCCAAGACAAUGUCCUCAAACUCAAGGAACAACUUGUGGCUGCUGAGAAAGUGGCUGGUGCUAAUAGGGAACAGUUUGAGAAAGUCCGUAAACAUGCGCGUACGUUCAGAGCCAAUAUCUAUAAGAAGCAGGAGGCCUUUAAGCAGCUGGAACAGAAGGUGUUACACAUUGGACAGACAGUGUUCGGGGCCUCGUAUAAACCCCGCACUGUAGUGGCUGUGAAGGCCUCGGAGAAAAACAAGGUGGACAACAUCUCCGUCACUCUGGUCAAUGAGAAAGCAGCUAAGAAAACUUUGAAGGGUAAAGAAAACAAGAACAUACCUGUGGAGAGUGAAGAAAAGGAAAGGUUACAACGACUAGCAGAGGAAUAUGCCAAGAAAAUACAGAUACUGAAACUGGCCCAAGCAAGGAAGGCUGAGGCUGAGACUGCGGCUGCGCUAAAAGCAGCCAUCGCUGCACAGAACCAAAAGAAGAGUGCAAUACCUAGGAUAGAGAAGAUUGAAAUAGACAUUACUGAAAGUCCGUCGGAGAGUGAAGCCGAGGAAAGACCUAACAAACGACGCCGGUCACUGAUGGAAUUAAAUACCAGCACAAAACCUAAUCUGUCGCCCCAGAACAGUGAUGGUCAGAGAAAAUUGUCCCAGAGUGACUCAGAGGUCAAGCAGGAGUCGUCUGGCAUUAUCUGUGAUAACAAAGGCAGCGUCUUCUCUCUACCUGGUGCUCAACGAAUCAAACGACUCCUAAAACUGCAGGAGGAUCAUUUCCAAGCCGUGCUGUCCAGUUCUGCCAAACACCUGAUCUCACAGCAGUCAUCAUUAGUGUCUCAUUCAGUUCUACUUCCACAGUGCCAACAGAUUCCUUCCUUCCAAGAGCCAAAACAUGACACAAGAUCCAAGGUCCUCCACGUGCCGUGGGAGUCCUCUCCUCUAGUCUACAAAAGUCCUCUACAGCACUUCCGAUCUUACAGGUUUAGUCCUUAUUAUCGCACCAGAGCCAACCUCACUCUGUCUUCCUUUACAUUUUCCAACAAAAUCAAUCCAAAGAAAGUUCUAUGCAAGUACGAUCUCCAAGGAACCUGUCAUGACGAGGAGUGUGGGGGGUGCGAUAGUAAAGGACUCGGCGAGUACAACUUGUGUGCUCUGUGUAUCUUAGGUAAGGACAUACACACCCACAACUACUCACAGAUCUUAGGAAAGUUUGUAAGUAACACACUGAAACAGCACCAGGGGAAACUGACCAGUGACCAGUUGAUGGUGCUAAUGGUCAGUCAGGUGUCCGAGAAGAGUGGACAUGCAAAGCCUCACAACCUUUUUCUUGAGCCACGGAAAUGGAGGCAAUCAUGUGAGGAUAGAAAGGAUAUCAUCAAAGACUUCACCUCUGAGAACAUGUUUGACAGUAUAGAGUGGCAGCGUCCAGUUGACAGACAGGAACUGGACAAUGUGAUAGGUGACCAGGAUCUCCGCUACUUUGUGUCCGACUCGUCUAACAUCCAGGACAUGGAGACUGCUGUACUGGAUAACCCACACAACAUCCCAAUCUGGCUCAAACUGGCUCACAAAAAACUCCACGACCCCAACAGUGGAAGUGAGACGUGUCUGGACCAUGCCCUUAACGUGUUGGCACGGGGCCUUGAGGAGAACAAGGACAGUGCUGACUUGUGGCAGGGCUACCUCAGUCUGUACGCAAAACACAAGGAAUCAAGUGACCUACAACAGCUGUGUGAGACUGCUCUUGAAUACACACAGAGCUACACCCUCUGGUGGCAGUACCUGAAUGUGUGUACAUCAUGUCAGCAGAAACAGGAAGUGUGUGACCAGAUGCUGGAGUAUGUAAGACUGGCAGAGGACCGCUUCCCUCAGGAAGUACGUUCACACUGGGUCCUUGAGGUCAUUCUCUACAAAACCUCUCUGUACGUAUGGACAGGCAAGUUCAAAGCCGCCAUCAAACACAUGCAGAGCGUGCUGAAGACAGAGGAGAAAUUGAGGUGGAUAAGCAAGUGCCUUGUAACAAAUGACCAGUGCCUUCUGUGGGUGUCCUAUGUCCACCUGAAGGAGAUGAAGGUCCUCCCCACUCAACUGUAUGACCCCCUCAAUCAGAUGUCUGGACGCAUAGUAAAUAAGACGGAUAUUAUGAUAGACUGGACUAGUAAAGAAAGCUUGACCACAGCAGUGACCAUUCUGGUUGAGCUGCUAAAUAAGGCCAUCAGCUGCUGUGUGGGUCGCAUUGAGGUCAACAAUCCUCUGGUUGAUCAGGGAGGCAUCCUCUAUCUCAACCUCUUCAACCUCCUCAAGUGUCAGGAAAGGUAUGAGGAGGCUGCAGACCUAUGCCGUCCCAUACUACAGGCCAAGUCGACCAUGGUGAAUAUCUGGCUGUGUGUGGCAGAGCUCUACGCCUUAUACGAUGACGAGCAGACUCGACAGGUGUUCGCAGAUGCCCUAGGUGCUAACGAGUUCUGUGCCAAAUUGUACCACUAUGCAGCCAACUUUGAACUUUCACAGAGAGAGGAAGAUAAAGCCCUGGAGUGUCUUGAGCAAAGUAUUAUCAGUUACUACGACGUAUCCACCACAGAGACACGAUUUGUCGAUCCCAACCAGCUCUUCUGCGUACUUUUAGAUGAAGCUGUUCCGUUGACCUUCCAACCUCCCCCAUAUAAAGAGGGUGUGACCGGAGAGUUGAUAAAGGCUGACCUACCGUACCUGUGGCUUAAUUACUGCACACUACUGGAGCUGCAGGGGGAUGAUGUCCAGGCAGUAGAGACGUAUGAAACUGCUCUCAGUACACUGACCAGUGUCGUAGAUAUCACCCGUGUGUGGUCAAGCUACAUUGGCUUCCAAAAUCGAAGGCUGAAACUGCAGCGAACUGUGAGCCCCGACACGGCCCGAAGUUUCUAUGACCUUGUCCGGCGGGCAGUGAGCUGCAUUCCAACUAAAUACGAGGUGCCUUACUGUGACGGGGUAUACUGGUUUGAUUAUCGCCACGUUAACAUGGUAAUCCAGCAGUACAUGGCGUGCCUGCCUCUUAGUCAUCACACCACCAGCUACAGCAAGUUCCUCUCCCUCCUCCCCGACAACAUGGACCUGCUCCUUCUAAGACCCAGGACUCAUGUCUGUAUUCUGUCUUAUCAAAUAUUAAUUGUACAUCAGUAUAUUGAUGAAACAGCUUCCUGUAUCUGGUAUAUUAUUCUGAAGUUGUCACAGUUGUUACUCAAAUGUUACAAUUACAGGUCACCUUUAUUGUUUGUUUUUUGUUGCCAUGACUACAGGGCUUGUGGCCAUGCGGUGGGCCAGGACGACCUCCAGACUGCCCGGGGUCUGUGUACCACAGCUACCCUCACUAAAUCUCCUAACCUACUGCUAUGGAACAUGUUGAUAUCUCUGACCAGUCGAUUAGAAGGGAGGAAGGAGGUCCGUCGGAUAUUCCACAAAGCCGUCCAAGCAUUGCCGUACUCAGCCCCACUAUGGAAAGAUUAUCUGCUGUUUGAGGUUACCCAGAGGUCAUCAGAGGUUUUGCCUAAAAUCAUCCAGAAGUGUCGAGACAUUGGAAUUCCCAUACAAGAAUAUGCCGACUUUCUCACCAAACCUUCCUAAGAACCUUCCCCAUGGCCAGGACCUGUUAAGUUAACGCUUCCUAGGUGGUCUCCGGCCAAUUUAGAUAUCAGUUUCUCCACCGUUAAUGCUACGGCCUUCAUUAAGUGCAAUAGAUAUCUAAACAAUUAAAUACUUCAAUUUUUUUUCGAAGUGAUAUAACAUACAAAAGCGAUAUAUUGAUAACCUAUAGCUUACCUAUUGACUGUGAUAACGAUCUGACAAUCGGAACAUUUGGAAGCAGACUGGACUUGUAAGGCCUGUGAUUGGUCUCGUAAGUAUAUGCUACACUUCCAGCCCUAAAUAUGGUCACAAAUCAACCUUUAUAACAAGUAUUAACCUGACAUAUAAAUUAACAUGAAUGUUCAGAAAUCGGUGUUCAAAUAAUCCUUUUUGAAGUACAGGUGUAUUAUCAUUUACUACCCUGUCAGAGACAUGACAUAUUCAGGGCUGUAUUUUUACUUUGUGUGUUGUAUAGUUGUUGUUGUCAAUGUUGGUACGUGUGUGUGUGAGAGAAAUAACAAACAUUACUCCACAGCAAACAACAACAAAAGACUUUCUCCAAGUGGUCAAACCAAAUAUGGAAUUCAACGAUAUGACUCGAUGAAUGACACAUCCCAUAAAUGAGGAUUUUAUUGGACAAUUUAUUGUUAUAUCAAGAUUAAAAAUCAUUAAAAUCAUGGAUCACAAUCUACGAAAUCAUGACCUGAGAAAUAAGGGAGUUCAUUGAAGAUUCUAUAAAGUACUGCGAUACAGAGGAGCUACACAAGCUUGGGACGACACAGAGGUCAAGGUCAAACAGUCCAUCUAUGCAUGUCAAGGUCACCUGUGAGUGAUGUAACAAGUAUCACUGUGUUUGUAUGUAUUGUGUUUCGCGUGGUCUGCUGUCAACUAAAACAUCAAGAGGGAUCGGAACGUCGCGUCCAAGGCCCCAAAAUAAUGACCAGAGGGAUAGGAACGUCACAUCCGAGGCCCAAAAACAUUGACCAGAUGGAUCAUGACAAAUGUAUUCAUGCUAGAAAAAAAACCAAGAACUUUCACAAUAUUAUUUACUUUUGUUAUGUUAUUGGUUGUUUUAUGUUUCAUGUGCCGAAAGACCAUAUUCAGAGUUCAGUUAUUACCCCAAUAUUUCACACCAAUAUACAUCCUGUAGAGAGGUGAAAAGAGGGUUCCUUUUAGCCCAGAGAUUUAGCCACACAAGUUUCUAUCAUAUAGCCUGGGUUUGGAAAAAAAUUCAAAAUAUUUGAAGGUUGUCAAAAACUUUAACUAUGGUCUUAUUGUAUGUACAAGUUAUUUCAAGUAUAACGUUAGUGUAGAAAUGUGAAUUACAUUGAUUCUUGCAGGUCUGGUAAGAAAACAGCAUCAAUUAAGAUUCAUCAUUUAACACAGAUAGAUAGAACAAUGUUUAUUAUUAGUGUUCUCUGUUUAAUACAAGUAUAUUUACUGGUAAACUUGAUUGUCAAAUUUCAUUUAUUGGUUCUCUUUGUUUGUAAUAGUUUAUAUGAUUAUCACAUUAUUUACUAAAACUUUAACAUCAUCCAUGAGAUAGAGUUAGACAAUGAUCCAAAUCUGUGUCAUGUUUGUUUAUAUUUGCCAAAACAUGUUACUGUCCCAAUGAGUAUGUAGGAGUAUAUCAAAUGAAUGCUGUUUACAUGGUCGUAUUAAAUGUUGUUGUUUUUGCUGUUGUUGAUUCCUAAAUAAAUAAUUACAUUU
Messenger RNA from Mizuhopecten yessoensis (Yesso scallop), 7949 nucleotides. RefSeq names its product zinc finger C3H1 domain-containing protein-like. Gene Ontology annotation, molecular function: protein binding. Gene Ontology annotation, cellular component: nucleus; exosome (RNase complex). Gene Ontology annotation, biological process: RNA processing. The record is from RefSeq and is a predicted model, not a curated record. Lineage: Eukaryota; Metazoa; Mollusca; Bivalvia; Pectinida; Pectinidae.